This is a messenger RNA of Scutellospora calospora, 975 nucleotides long. The record is from the annotation of a GenBank genome assembly. Lineage: Eukaryota; Fungi; Glomeromycota; Glomeromycetes; Diversisporales; Gigasporaceae.
CAGAUGGUUGAAGUUACAACUUCUACCACAUAAAAAAAACUUAGUCAAAGAUUUAUUUAAAAAAGUAAUGCAUUUUGUGAGACAUUCUGGCAUAUCUGUACGUGGAAAUUUGAAUUCUGAUGAUGAUUUGGCUAUAAAGCAAGAUAGUAAUGAUAUUAUAUCGGCUAGUGACUCUCAAAAACGUGCAAACUUUAUUAAACGUAAUAUUGCUAUACAAACUAUUUUAUUCGGUGUGGUAAUAUUUGGCUCUUCUUUGGUGAUGAGUGAUGGCCUUCUAACACCUGCCAUAUCUGUAAUUUCCGCCGUUGAGGGUAUAGCCGUUCCUAUGCCAAGUUUAGCACCCGCUAUUAUUCCUCUCAGCUGCUUUAUUAUCGUUGUAUUAUUUCUAUCACAACGAUUUGGCACAGACAAAGUUGGAAGUUUAUAUGCUCCUAGUAUUUCCUUGUGGUUUAUUGCCAUCACUUCCAUUGGCAUUUGGAACAUUUCUCAAUAUCCUGAAAUUUUUAAAGCUUACAAUCCUUAUUAUGCUUUUGAUUAUUUUAUUAGAAAAAAAGAUGCUGGGUUUACUGAUCUUGGUGGAAUUUUUUUGGCUAUCACUGGCGUGGAAGCAUUGUUUGCAGACUUAGGACAUUUUAAUAAAAAGGCCAUUCAAAUUUCUUUUCCAUUUUGUGUAUUUAUUCCUUUGGUUUUAGUAUAUACAGGACAAGCUGCGCGUUUGGUUUUAGAUCCCACCAUAGUUUCUAAUACUUUUUGGUUAACUACACCAUCUCAUCCUGAAUUUGACAAGGAAUCUCUUGAAGUUGAUUAUAAGAAACAUUUAAAAAUCGAAGGUGAACAAGUUUGCCAAUCUGUGCGGGUAUCCAUGAAAGCUUGUUAUGAGAAAAGUUUAAAUGUGUCAGGUGCUCAAAAGGAGUCGUACACAAUGGCAAGGAGAAUAAAACAUUAUGAAGACUUGACAAGUUGUUGUGUGUCAUC